AUGGCAUACCCACGAAUUGGUGUCACUGGCGCCAUACCCAAUGGUGUCACCUCAGUGGACUGCCAGAAACAAGUCCGUUCAUGGAGGUUUCUGCGCUCUCUCCUGGAGCUCCUCAUCCCAACCUGCAACUGCACCACCUUCGUAGAAGAUCAAGAUCAUAUCAAACAAGAAGAAGAAGACUACUUUCAUAGAAGACCAAUUAGAUCAUACCAAACAACUGCACCACCCACCUUCAUCAGUACUUCUUCCACAACCAUCAUCGGCACCAUUUUCGGCUAUCGCCGCGGCAAAGUUAGGCUCUGUAUCCAAACCAGUACUUCCAAUUCCAUCAUUAACCCAGUUGUUCUCCUCCUUGAACUGGCUGUCCCAACAACAACCCUAGCUAGAGAAAUGCGAGGGGGUAUUCUUCGAAUUGCACUAGAGUGUGCCACACCACCGGGAUAUAGUACUGCUGGUGGUGGUGUUUCUGGCUCUCUCUUGUCCAUGCCAUUGUGGACAAUGUACUGCAAUGGGAGGAAAGUUGGGUAUGCUGUUAAGCGGCAGCCUUCUGAGGCUGAUAUGGAGGCACUUAGGCUACUGAGUGAGGUUGUUGUGGGUGCUGGCAUUAUAAGUGGUAAAGAGCUUAAUAGAGAAGAUGAUGAUGAGGUAUUGUACCUUAGGGCCAACUUUGAGAGAGUUUUCGGGUCAGCUAAUUCUGAGUCCUUCCAUUUGAUUGAUCCUGACGGGAGCAAUAUUGGUCAGGAGCUUAGUAUUUUCCUUUUUCGCUCAAGGUGA
Messenger RNA from Juglans regia (Persian walnut), 774 nucleotides. Its product is annotated as protein MIZU-KUSSEI 1-like. Lineage: Eukaryota; Viridiplantae; Streptophyta; Magnoliopsida; Fagales; Juglandaceae. The transcript has a single exon. Gene Ontology annotation, biological process: hydrotropism. The record is from RefSeq and is a predicted model, not a curated record. The coding region runs from base 1 to 774 and encodes 257 amino acids.